CCAAGGCGAGGGUUCACGCUAGGGUUUAUAGUCAUGUCGUUCUUUGGGACGCCGUCGACGCCCGCGGCUCCCUCCACGGCCCUCGGAUCUGGCGCUGGAUUGUUCACGCCGCAGACUCCAGCUUCCACCGGCUCGAUGUUUGGAGGGGGCAGUCUUUUCGGAUCGAGCCCGGCAUUCGGCGGCGCGUCGAGUGGUGGACUGUUUGGAAGCUCCACACCGGCUUUUGGAUCCUCAACCCCGGUGUUUGGCUCAACCCCGACCCAGACGCCGACGGCUCCAGCCUUUGGAGCUUCGACGCCGGCGUUUGGUAGCAGCACUCCAGUUUUUGGAAGCCCGGCAUUUGGAAGCUCGACUCCAGUUUUUGGUAGCACGACUCCAUCCACUCCAGCGUUUGGUUUGAGCAGCACACCAGCAUUUGGAAGCACAUCCUUGUUCGGCACGCCAAGCUCUUCGUCACUGUUUGGACAAACUCAAAGCAGCUCCCUGUUCGGCCAAGCACAGCCUUCUUCGUCCAUGUUUGGAACUCCAGCUCCGCCGUUUGGCCAAACUCCUGGCUUUGGUCAGCCUCCACAGCAGCCGAUGUUCCCAGGCCAGUUGACGACACAGAUGGCUCCUGUCGCACCUUUGGCAGUACCGCUUCCGGAGAGGGAAAUCCAGGCGAUUUGUGACGCCUAUAGGGAGGACCCUGCUAAUUCUUGUUACGCAUUCAAGCAUCUUUUGCUUAGUGUCACGGAGCCUUCUCAGCGAUUCAAACCUCCAGGCGUUUCUGAUAUCAUGUGGGCCGAAGUGAUGAGCAAGCUUGAGACGAUGGGAACCGAAGAUCGGGAGCGGCUAUACCCAGAGCUGCUGUUGGGAUUCAAAGACCUUUCGAAGCGACUUCAGCUGCAAGACGAGGCAAUCUCUUCAGAUACGAACAGGCUGCAGGCUACUGAAAGCAACGUGAAGCUGUUGCAAAGACAUUUCCAGGUCGUCACGUUACCUUGGCUCCAACGGUUAAGACUCAAGGAGCAGCAGCUGCAACGGAAGCUGUUAAAGCUUACGAGGAUAAUCGAAAUGCUUGAAGCGAAGGGUUUACGGAUGCCUUUGACAAGGUCCGAAACACUUCUGGGAGAAAAGUUACGAACUCUGGCACGACAACUCCAGCCAACGACAGAGCUUCCAAGGAAAGUUGACUCGGUCUUGUCGAUUUCACGCCUGCGCGCAGGCGUAGGAAAUGCAUCGUUUCUACCAGGCCAGCUCGACGAGCAAAGCUUGACUGACAUUCAAGAGGUUCUACGCAAGCAAACUGAAGCUAUAUCACGUCUCGCUGGUGUGCUCAAGAGAGACAUGAGAGACAUCGAGAUUAUAACCGAGGACGAAGGUCGGUUAAUGGGCAUCGACUUAAGCAGAGCCAAGGCCCGAGCGGCCAUGGACUUUGCUUCCUCCAAUAGGUAUUUUUGAGAGCUUGUACCGUAAUUCCAGAAUCCCGAGCCCGGGUUUUUUGUAGAUCAAUCUUAUCUUUCACUCUCUGUGUUAACUAAAUGAAAAUCUAACAAAUGGAUGACGUGUAAA
Molecule: messenger RNA, 1551 nt
Organism: Selaginella moellendorffii
Lineage: Eukaryota; Viridiplantae; Streptophyta; Lycopodiopsida; Selaginellales; Selaginellaceae
Product: nuclear pore complex protein NUP54-like
Exons: 11
Coding region: 34-1440 (468 amino acids)
Biological process (GO): protein localization to nuclear inner membrane; nuclear pore organization; NLS-bearing protein import into nucleus
Cellular component (GO): nuclear pore central transport channel; nuclear pore
Molecular function (GO): structural constituent of nuclear pore
Source: RefSeq, a predicted model, not a curated record